AUGUCCAUCUCUAGAAACACCAAAAACACCUACCAUUUCCCUACCCCACAAUCUCUUUCUGAUUGGCUCAAACCUCGGUUACCAUCGGACUCAUUUGCCUCAUGGGGUACCAAACCAGGCACCAAAAACAUCCACAAUCUUUGGCUUGAACUCUCUCAAGGUGAGACCUUUUUAGCUGACUCUACUCCGCCAAUUCGCACAGUUAAUGUAGUUACUGUUAAAAUCAUCAAUAAGAAUCGAACUCUGAUUGAAUCUCAUCAAGAAUUAUCGGAUGGCAGGGUUAGAAAUAGGUGUAGACCUCUAGCAGAGAAAAUGAAGCCUAAUGAGUCGCUUAAAGAUGCAAUCUUUCGUGCGAUCAACGAAGAACUUGGUUCAAUUAUGAAGGAUGGUAAUGAAGUUAGUAUUAAUAUUGUGGAUGGUUCUUAUGAAGAGAAAGUUGAGGAGAGAAAUUCAUUGUCUUAUCCGGGCUUGCCGGCACGGUAUUUGUUGUAUUCAGUGGAUGUGGAAGUGGAUGGGUUGCCUGAUGGAGAGUUUUGGACCGAAGAGGAUGAAGAGUAUCCGGAUUCGGACGAGAAGAGGAUUGCUGAUAAAGCUGUGUCUGUUAAGAAGCAUUUUUGGAAAUGGGUUAGUUCUGAUUCAGUUCAAUCUUGA
Messenger RNA from Dovyalis caffra, 651 nucleotides. The record is from the annotation of a GenBank genome assembly. NCBI's taxonomy places the organism in Eukaryota, Viridiplantae, Streptophyta, Magnoliopsida, Malpighiales, Salicaceae.